UCAAUUCGCUCGGUGGAUUGCUCGCGAGCUUGGGGCUGACGAUUAGGGAUCUCAGGAGAGCGGCUUCUCAGAACGACGUGCUCUCCUCAGGAUGCACCGACGGCAGACAGUGGCUCAGCCCUGCUGAUGAUAAUUUCUAAGCCCUCCUCGCAGUUUGAUGGGCAUUCCCAGCGCUUUUGUGCACGUCUCGGGAAGCGUUGACGUGGAAAGGAGCCGCGAGGAGGGGGAGGUUGGAGGAGAAAGCUGCAGCUCCUCUAAAAACACGGAGGGCAUGCAGGGGAGCGAGCAGGCUGGGGAGGAGGGCGAGGUGGGGGCACCUCGCACCAUGGUGGCCCGGUGCCGGCGCGGCGCAGUUUCGGAGAUGUCCCUGCUGUGACUGGACGCACCAUGAGCAUCUGGGAGCUGCUGCUGGCUUUCGUGGUGGUGGUGCUGAUGCUCGUGGCCCUGCUGGCCAACGUGCUGGUGCUGGUGUGCUUCCUGUACAGCGCCGACAUCCGCAAGCAGGUCCCGGGAUUGUUCAUCCUCAACCUCACCUUCUGCAACCUGUUGAUGGCCGUCUCCAGCAUGCCCGUGACCUUGGCUGGGAUCAUUUACAGAAGUCAGCCGGGAGGAGAUCAGGUCUGCCAGGCUGUGGGCUUCCUGGAGACUUUCCUCACCACCAACUCCAUGCUGAGCAUGGCAGCUUUGAGCAUCGACAGGUGGAUUGCUGUGGUCUUCCCCCUAAGUUACCACUCCAAGAUGAGGUUCCGAGACGCUGCUCUCAUUCUGAGCUACACGUGGUUGCACUCGGCGUCGUUCCCCAUAGUGGCAGCUUCCCUCUCCUGGGUGGGUUUCCAUCACCUCUACGCCUCCUGCACGCUCUACAACAAGAGACCAGAGGAUAGGACGCAGUUUGUGAUUUUCACUGGGGUCUUUCACGCCCUCAGCUUCCUCCUCUCCCUCGUGGUCCUGUGUUUCACGUAUCUCAAGGUGCUGAAGGUGGCACGGUUCCACUGUAAGCGGAUCGACGUGAUCACUAUGCAGACCCUGGUGCUGCUUGUGGACAUCCAUCCCAGCGUGCGGGAGCGUUGUCUCGAGGAACAAAGGAGGCGGAGGCAGCGGGCAACGAAGAAAAUAAGUACCUUUAUUGGUACUUUCAUACUUUGCUUUGCACCUUAUGUAAUCACGAGACUCGUCGAAUUGUCCUCCGUGGUCCACAUCAACGCCCACUGGGGGAUCAUUUCCAAGUGCUUAGCUUACAGCAAAGCUGUCUCAGACCCUUUUGUGUACUCUUUGCUGCGGCACCAGUACAAGAAGACGUGGAAGGACAUCAUAAACAAGAUCCUCAAGAGGAGCUCCAUCAACUCCUCGGCGCUGGCGGGCGAGGCGCACAACCGGAACCUUCCGCAGCUCAGCGAGUGAGGAGCCUGGUAUGGGAGGUGCAAAGUGCUAUCUCUUUGUGGAGCAACAGGACCUGCCCCAUCCCCAGCAGCUCUCCUCAGCUGUCCAGGUUUGGGGAGGCAGCUGUGGGCAGCGUGAAGCCCAAACCGUGUCCCUCGAGUAGCCCACGGAACAUCCAGGCUGCUCCGGACCUCCUCCCUCUGACUGGAAGAGCGCUAUUGAUCCGUGGUCCUGCAGGCUCCACAAAUACAAAUCUCCCAUUGAUUUCCAUCAGCAGCUGCAUCUAUAGAUAAAAAAAACCUAAGUCCUCAGCAGAGGGAUUCAUGAAGGUAACGGGAGCAAACCACUGCUGGUGUGAGAUUAUUCGAAAAAGCUGCACAGGGAUAUUGGGUCUGUGUUUGCCAUUGGUUGCAGGUGAAGCUCCCUCUGAUGUAGUUGCCAAUGUGGCUUUACAAAAACCACCCCACCCUAGUGGCUGGAGAAGGUUGUGUGUGGAAAAUAUCUUAUUGGGAAAAGCUUAAAAAAAAAAAAAAAUCUAAAUAUUCUUCCAGCACGCAAUGCAGUUCAGCCUUUUCUGAUAUAUAUUUUAGGAAGAAUCCUGCAGCUUGAAGGAGAAGAAAAAAUGCUCUCAGAGUGUGCUGGAUUCAGCCAUGUCUUCUCUGAAUUUUUUGAGUUAUUUACAUAGAAUCCCACUGAUAUUGUCCCCAUUAAAUUUCAGGAAAAUACAAAUGGUAGACAGGGUGGAAAGGUCAGGAUGCCUCCUGCCUACCUUCCACGUAUCUGCUCUUAAUAGCUGGAUUUUGCCCAAAGCUGCAGAUCUGGGCCCUGUGCCCAGGAGGAAAAAUAACAAAUCUUUUCUUCUGAGGGGUUAUUAAUCAUGGGGUUUUUUUCCUUACUUAAAGGAAAGAUGAGCCUAAAUCUGAGUUUCAAGUAUAAUUUCCAAAGCAAGUGGAGCACAAAUAAUAGGCCUCCCUCUCCACCAUGAAAGUGGAGCCAAUAACCUGAAUCCACAUCUGAAUGUGCAAACCUCUGGAGGUGUCAGUACAAAUCUUUAUAGCUCUGGACCGCAGUCCUGCACAGGAACAUUAUUAAUAUUUACCAUGCACUCACCUGCCUGCCCAGAUUUUAAAAUAGGCUCGGUUAAUUAGGCUUCAUGAAUGCAACGACAGCUUCAAUAACAGCUGACACAACUGGCUGUUCUGCCAUCUAUCCCUGCUCAUAUUCCAACUGUCAGUGCCAUUCUGAGGAAACAAGGCCUCAAAGUGUAAAAAAAGUGGGAUUGCUUUUUAGUUGCCACCUUCUCUCAUGCAAGAAAAGGGCUUGGUAUGUGGCAAAGAAUGUCCACUGUUGAAUUUUCUGGCCUCUGAUUCAAAACCCAGACUGGGGACUCAGUGAGGGGCUUCACCCCAAAGUCA
Molecule: messenger RNA, 2795 nt
Organism: Hirundo rustica (Barn swallow)
Lineage: Eukaryota; Metazoa; Chordata; Aves; Passeriformes; Hirundinidae
Gene: GPR26
Product: G protein-coupled receptor 26
Exons: 3
Coding region: 388-1401 (337 amino acids)
Biological process (GO): adenylate cyclase-activating G protein-coupled receptor signaling pathway
Cellular component (GO): membrane
Molecular function (GO): G protein-coupled receptor activity
Source: RefSeq, a predicted model, not a curated record